Messenger RNA from Oncorhynchus tshawytscha (Chinook salmon), 1832 nucleotides. RefSeq names its product mucin-5AC-like. NCBI's taxonomy places the organism in Eukaryota, Metazoa, Chordata, Actinopteri, Salmoniformes, Salmonidae. The transcript has 17 exons. Bases 414 to 1736 code for a protein of 440 amino acids. The record is from RefSeq and is a predicted model, not a curated record.
UCUUUAUAAACUCAGCGUUACACAGUAAUACACAGUAUCACUACAGUCCUAUUAGAAACGUAUAAAUAGGCUGGGAUUUAGGGCUGUAGGCUAACUAGAAGCAACGGGCCAAACUAACACAGCAGGUGUUUCCCGGGUCCUUCCGAGCAGGGUUUGUUCAUUCAUUUCUACCUGAGCAGGAUUAGUUCGGCUCUACCCGAACAGGGUUCGGCUCUUCCUCCCGAGCAGGGAGAGGAAGAUCUGUGGAAUCACUACACACCAUACAAGCAAGCAAAAUUGUCUGUGCGAUUCAAUUUCAUUCAAUUUCAUUUCACACGUGAGAAUGUAAGGAAUUAAGUGAAAGGCAAUCGUUGUAAACACACAGCACACAUGAUUAUUUGGCACUCAUAAAUAGGCAUGAUAUCAAAUAAGACAUGCUGAUACGUAAUAUAAAGAGAAUGGCAGGCUCUAGUUUAGUAAGAGUCAGUGUCACUUGUGACAUAUACACUACGUUCAACUACAGUGACGCAAAAAGGAGUCUCUGUCCUUUCCUAACAGAUCCAAAAGCAGACAUUACAGUCAAUAUUUAUGAGGACAUCAACAUCAUCUGUAUGAUUCCUGUAUCCGUCAGUCCUGACACCACCUGUAACCUGUAUGUUGGAGAGGAGAGUCAGCCAUCCUUCACAGCACCGAUCAAGAAGAGAAAAGCCACCUCAGCAUCCGGACAACAGUUCUGUCAAUUCACUCCAAAACAAAGUGAUCUGAUCAGUCGUCUACAGUCAGUGAGGCGUAAGGAGGUGAGCUGUGACUACAGAUUGAGCUCAGGACCAAACUCUCUCUCUCCACGCAGUGAUGGGCACAGCUUUACAGAUCUGGUGGGAGUUCACAUCAGCGAUCCAACAACUAUACAGACACCUUCUAUAGCAGUGAGUUUGACUCCAGGUCCUAGAUCUACUUUGCCUCCCAGCACGACAGUGAGUCCUACAGAAGUUUCAACUGUUACUUCUACUUUGACCCCAGACACCACAGCGAGACCAUCUACCAGUUUGACCUCUCCUCUGACCCCCAGCACAGCAGUGAAUCCUACAUCAGGAGGUCAUAGCUCCACAGAAAGCGUUCUGGUUUCGACUGUUACUUCUACUUUGACCCCUGACAUCACAGUGAGACCAACUAGUUUGACCUCUCCUUUGGCCCCCAGCACAGCAGUGAAUCCUACAUCAGGAGGUCAAAGCUCCACAGACAGCGUUGUGAAUUCAAACAGUCAAAAAAGAGUUUGGGCGGUGCAACUAUGGCAGACAGCAGUGUGUAUGGCUUCUGGAGUGGGCGUGUUCUGGAUGGGAUUGACAGUUGUCUAUCUCUGCAGGAGGACCAAGAAAACCAAUUCUCUGAGACCUACAGCCAGACAGGAUGAUCACAGACGAUGUGAUUUGGUGAUGGGAGCUAUGAGCAGUGCAGACAUGUUGGAUUUAAGGGAUGCUGGGAUCUAUUCUCUCAUCACCUCUGUACCGUCCACGUUUUUGCACUCAGGUCCUGUGCAGCAAUCUGCAAAUGAAGAUGCUGAUUCAGAGAAUGCAGGGGUCUACAGCCUGAUCACUUCUGUACCAUCCACAUCUGUACCAUUAGGUCCUUUUGAAGAAAAUGGAAAGUCAUCUGAAAACGACAAAUCUGAUACGUACCAUGUAUACAGCUCAAUCCCCGACAGACCAGCAACCUCAGCCCAGCCGGAUGGGUUUUACAGUCUUCUGCAGACACACUGAAACUACACCACUGGCUCUCUGUAUGUCUCACAGAAAUACUGUUUCUUUCAGGAUGUCCUUUAUUUAUCGCACAUCAUGUUACUGUAAAUAAGUAUC